CAUGCGUAAGAUAUGUGUUUUCCCGCCGUUCGUCCUUUUCCACUUUCGUGAUCAAGUCUAGGUAACAGUGAAAGGGGGAAAAGGCUCACUUAUCCGUUCUACAUACUGAUAAGCAGAAGACAUACCACUGAAAAACUGAAGGAAUAGACUCUUCUGACUCGUCAACCCUUGAAAGUCCCAGGUCCCUGGAGGAACUCCCGACACCUGUGACUGUGUUUUUCGGCCUGGACUUUAAUUUUGACCCAAACUGGUGUCGACUGGUGACUUCUCUGCGUUUCGAAUUCAGGAGGUGCACUGGACUAACGAAAUGGAUAUAGUGGACAAUUCCAGCCUAUAUGCUAUCUCGCUCAAUCGCUGUGUCAACAUAUCGUGCAAUUGCUGUAUGCUUCGACAGAACGCAGCACUAAUAAGUUCUUCGAUCGUCGCUUUGUAACAGUUGUUUCACCGAUUCCGUAUUCGUCGUAAGGUUCUCUCUGCUUUCUUCAGAUUUGCACCCCAUCACGUUCUCCUCCUAAGAGUCGCUAGACAUCUCAUCGCCAUCUGCCGCUGUUGUUUCGAAAGGACCUAAUCUACCACACACCCCACGAACUGAGUUGCUUCUUUUCGACACAGUUUUGCCGGCUUCAAGUGCGUGCCUCAAUCGCAUUGGCAGCCUGGAGGGGAGUUCGGAAGAGACGUCCGUCAGCACAAAGUAGCCUCUCGCUCGUGGGACCGACUCGCAGAAGACAAUAAGCAAGGCGCCCUCCAUCACCCCUUAAGCCUUUUGGGAGUACCCUCCCAAUCAAUACUGCUACCUAUCUAUUCCUUCGGGCUGUUCUCUUCAAAACUCCAGGCACGUUCCGCUAAAGGAAAAGUUGAGGAAGCUGGUGUACCUGUCAUUGAAGGAAAGGGCUCUCGGCGUCCUGCCCUUCCGUUCUCUUUAUAUUGCUAAUUCCUUCACUUUUUACUCCGGCGUAUCAAGAAGACACGAGGAUUUUUCGAGACCAAAGGCUCCUUUCUCCGGAAGGGUCUAUCUUUAUUUUGAAGACCUGUCGCCGGAUUAAGUUGUACCGUAACUCCCUCGUUCUCUCUCACUAUAGCGUUCAUCACUUUUGAGGCUCCACGCGGUCAGUCGUGCCGUUGCAUUUGCCCCCGUUACCGAGCGGGAUUUCGGUCGUGCAGUGUGCCUCGAUGUGUUGUGAUUCUUCUGCAUGUGUUGCAAAGUUCUAACACGCGUCACGCGUCUUCUCAUCUGCUUUCUCGAGGCCAUCGACGUACAUGCGCAGAACGUUCUAUACGCGUCUUCAUAAUGGUGACACACAGUGAACAACUAUGGAAUGAGAAGAGUAUUUACUUCAGCGAGCACCCGUGUACUGUGCACCGUGCAGGGUAAGGAUGACGCUGAACCGUGAUUUUAUGCGACUGCAACUCCGAAUGAUCGAGCGAGACACGUCGCGUGGUCCGCUCGUGUCUUGGAUUAACAACAAAGACAUCUUUCCAGACGAGGAAGAAGAUCAGCUAAGGGCUGCUCAGCGGUUGAACCUGUCGUCCAAGAAGAAGCGCCGUCACACCCCUGCUGGUGGAAUGGGAAGCACAACCGAGUCGGACAGUCAGUUGGUGACCCACUUCUCCGACAUCAUCCGAGACAGUCCCCCACCUGCUCCCCCGACUCUUCUGAGGGGCAUCGGCCGAAAGGACACCGGCCUCGGAAAGGUGAAAGUGAUGCUACGAGUGUGCCCAGCGUCGACAACAGCCUCCAGCGCUCCAGGGGACGGAAGAAGUUUCCUCUCAUUAGAUGCCCGCAAGAAACAGGUGACCCUGUAUGACCCAUCGGCCAGCACCAGCUCCUCACCUGAAACACCCAAUGCGACGGCGGCGAGGCUGGGCGUGGCGGCGCCUAAGAUGUUUGCCUUCGAUGCUAUUUUCUCGCAAGAUGAUACGCAGACGGAGGUGUGUUCGACUUCGUUGACGGACAUCAUCCAGGCUGUGGUGAAUGGCUCGGACGGAUGCCUUUUCGUCUACGGGCACGCCCACUUGGGCAAGACGUGGACGAUGCUCGGUGGAAGCGGCUCGUCGCAAGAGUUGGGCGUCAUCCCAUGCGCCAUCUCUUGGUUAUUUAGGCUCAUCAACGAGCAUAAACAAAAGACAGGAGCCAGGUUUUCUGUGAGGGCUUCUGCAGUGCACAUCUCUGGCAGGUCCGAAACGCUCAGAGACCUCCUGGCUGAUCACGCUACAGGCACCGAAGGCUCAUCUCCGGGCGUUUACUUGAGGGACGACCCUGUGUUUGGCACCAAGCUCAUGAAUUACAGUGAACUUCGAGCGCCCACUGCUGAGCGGGCCGCGUUUCUACUGGACGCUGCCGUCACCGCUGCCUCAGCCAAUCACCGAACUGAAGAAGACAGGCGAAACUCUCACUUCCUGUUUACUCUGCACGUCUACCAGUAUCGAGUGGACAAGUCGGGCCGAGGAGGAGUGGCUGGUGGUCGAAGCCGUCUUCAUCUCUUUGACCUGGGCAGCUGCGAGAAGACUGCCAAAGGUCCCCUCACUCUGUCAGCCCUCGGGAACGUUAUCUUGGCUCUGUUCAACGCGCAGAAGCGAGUGCCCCACAAGGAUUCGAAGGUCACUCAGCUCCUGAAGGAGGCCCUGGGAAGUGUCACGUGCAGGGCUGCCAUGGUUGCCCACGUGUCCCCAUCGUCUGCCCACUACGCGGAGACCCUGGCUACUAUACAACUGGCUUCACGUGUGCAUCGCAUUCGACGGAAAAAGAUCAAGUAUGUCUCCACGGGCAGCGGCGCCGACGUUUGCGACGGAGCCGUGUGCCGUCCGUUCAUGCGGACGCAAGCCGUCAAUGAAGAUGGUGGAGUCAAGUCUGGCAGCUCUGACCCGGAAUACACAUCAAGCAGCGAGCAAUCCUGUGAUACGGUCAUAUACGUUGGACGGCACCAAGACUUCACUGACAACGAAGGGCCACCUUGCAUACCAUCUGUUUCACAAACGGCGCCGACGCCACAGAAUUCACCUGCUAGGACAUCAACUGUCACUAAGCCGCAAGAGCCUCUCGCCAAGAAUAGCAGUGCCUUAGCAACCGCCACACGGACUCCGUCGCCUGACGUCAAGCUGAAGACAGCUCCUGGAGGGUCGGCCACAAAAUCGACACUACCGAGGCAUGCUACUGCCGGAAGGAGUCCUCAUCAUCAGCCGUCUUCCCCGGACUGUCAACAAAGGACGCACUCGCUGAAGAAAAUGCAGCACAAAAGUCCAGCUAAGGACGUGACAGCAGAGGGGGCAAAGAAGCAAAGUGAUGAAGUAUGGGUGGAUGGGCCGAGGUUCUCGAAGCCACGUUUUGACACAAGGACGUUGCACCACCUGCAGAAGGAACAAUGGGUGGACGGUCCUGCAGCCAACGUGGUUUACGGUUACAUGGAUGAUCAUAAGAAAACCAUGAUUGAACGAUGGGUAGAAGAACACUCGCGGCACUUUCAAGGAGGUAAGACCAAGAAGUCCAAGAAUAAACCUACAAAGAGCCACGGCAAAGAAACGCAAGAUGGGGGAGGAUCAAGUGCGAGAUCGACCCCUGAGCAUAGGAAAGCAAGGGCGCAUAGAGAAAGCGAGGUUCAGCAAAGGAUGUCUCCAGACAGGACGAAUCGUCCAGAUGACGUCAAAGCCGAUGCUCAGUCUUCGACAGGGGAAAAGGCUUCCGAAGAUGACGAGGACCGCAGGACGGAAGCCAUGGAAGAGGAUGAUUCUGUCCAGAUGCAGGACUCAUGUCUCCAGGUGACGGAGGAAGACAUUUUAGCAGCAACCGGCGGCUGGACAUCUAAUAACGAAAAUCCUUUACCAGAGGUUGACCAGGGUAGCACUGCAAGCAACGGCGGGAGCAGCAGUGGACGCCACCCGCUAAGAGUGCUCAGCGAAGAAGGAUUAAACCUCCCCUCGUCGUUUACAGAGUCAAGAUCUAUAAGUGUAGACUUCGAAGAAGACGCUACAAACGUGAGAGAGGAGUUCCUUGGUCAAGUGUACGGCGGACUCACAUGGCGGCUGCUCCAGGGUACAUUGCUUCAGCGCCGCAAGGAGAGACAGGAGAGAAGACGGAGGCUGCACGGGGAAGACCUAAACGCAGUCAUCAAAGGAGACAUCUUGACUGAGAAGCUGGAGAGGAUAGCACGCUUACGAAAGCUCACAUCGCCUUAUUUUGACAACAACAACGAGAGGAUACCAUCCCUUCUCGUCAUGCGGAGUGGUGCGUCCAGUCCCACGUUAAGAACACAGCCUUAUGCAAGUCUUCCCAAUCGUGGCAGUAAAAGCACAAACCGCCAAACGGUUUCUGAGAUGCUAUACGGAGGCGAUGAAUCAAGCGCCGAGAGUAGUGACUGUGCAGACGUUACAAGUACUCACAGUGAGCCCGCUGACUUAGAUGUUGAUAAGUAUGAUAUUCAGCGGCUAAAUAUCAAACCCAUGAAUGGACUGAAACUGGAAGCGUUUUACAAUAGGAUACAGAAGUCUUCUGCGCCAAUGGUCACUGGGUCGCCACCUAAAUUAUCAGAGGCAAACACCCUGUUUCAGUCGUAUUCAGAUAAGCUGGACAUGCUAGCCAAGGAUUUUGGUGUGUUUCCUGGAAGCGGUUCGCAGGAGAUUCAGGCUCACGUGCGAUUUCCGUUAACCAAUACCGGUAAGCCACAGUUAGAAACAGAAGCCAUCGAUAGACUGCAGAAACACAACAGUGUGUCGGACUCGCAGUUAGACAAGACACAUGGUGCUACCAGUAUCGACGAUGGUUGUACAUUAGCUUCCAGAACAGACCAUGAGGGAGCAACAUCCUCUGCAAAGUCAUCAAGUGAAAACUGUAGAGAUUUAGACGGCCCCAAAUUGGAGAAUACUCAGAACAUAUCCUCCUCACCCGCUCAUCAACCCAAACCUCGUAUGAACAAGGCAUUGAACUCCUCUUGUCGUGCCAGCCCAACUCACCCAAAAUCGGAACAUUCUUCUCCAAAACGUAUGGUGUCCAGUCCGAAGCCAGGUCACAAAGCUGCUAACGGUCAUACUGCAAAAUCGCAUGCUGUUGUAGCACAGCAUGGUGGUAGUCCAGCGAGCAGUUCAUGUGGUGCGCUCACGACCUGCUGCAGUCCUACGCGAAGUAAAUCAGCUGGGAAGGCAGCCAGAACACCUUGUUCCAAUGGAAAACACUGCAAUGGCGAGAAGUCUAGGAAGUAUCCACGAAAUCCUCCCACCAAUGUACAGUGCAAUCCAUUGUGUCGCAGCGUGUCGACACCAACAACACCAUGCUGUGCUGCCGACAUGAAAUCGGACAUGAUUCAGCAGGCAGAGACACUGGAGUCUGACCUUCUACCAUCACCGUAUUCUAAGGUGACUCAGGCAAGACCUACGGUCCGCGAGUCCAGUAGUGGUCAUGGUAGUAGUGAUUCCAGCAGCUUCAAGGGAACUAUGAAGACCAUUCAAGUGGUGCAGUGUUCGGGCACCAGCAGUGGAUACGAAAGUAUCAUACUGCGAGACAGCACAGCACCGUCCUCGAGUCAAGAUUCUGGUAGUGAGAGAGGACUCAAGGAACUAAGGGGCCGCAAGGGAUCGCGCAAGAACGGACAAGGUAAGGAAGUGGCAGAAGCCGAUCCGCGCCAGGGCGAAGCCCACCACAGAGUCCCCCCGUGCAGCGGAGGCAGCCAAUGCCCGGAUUCGGCCAGCACGUCCACAGAUGGCGCCACGCCCAAGAAUUGCGAGCCCACCAGCCCGAAGACGAGGUGGGCUGUGCUGGCCUUUUGUGCUGCCGGCUUCUGGACUUCUACUAAGUGAUCACCUGAAGAAAACAGUGCUGCCAAAUCAAGCCAAUAUCGAGCACUCGGACACGUAGCCUCGGCUCUCUCGUGAAGACUGUGACAUAGCGAGGAGGCACGUUGAAAUUGACUGUGCUUGCAGAUCAGUCACUUUUUAGAAAGUGGUUUAAACAAUCCUAUCACACAGGUCGCUGGACUUACACGCGGAGGAGCCUUCCACAAAAGGUGUUUCGGGUUAUGAUGCGUGAACGAAGGGUAAUUUGUGAACUGGUAUAUAGGCUUUGUCGUGGCCGUUGAGCACGUGAAAGCAACUGAACUGCAAUGAGGACACAGUCAUCGCACAUGUCAUGAAUGUCUUCUAAAAUUCACCGUAAGACUAGCAAUACGUUGUACUUUCAUCUCUCUUGCGUAUUCACACGGCCAGCAUUAGAAUUUGAGGACCACUUCGUUAAACACAAAUCGCAUUGCAGGAAACCAUUGCUGAUUCGGUGGUUGUGGUAAUUGGAUGUUGCUGUAUACACUAUAUGUAAGACACUUUUGCACCGACGUGUACCGCUGGUGUUGCCCUAUUCAAAGCGAGCAUUUCGAGUUUUGAUGAGUAUGACGUCAUUGGGUACGUUAAGUCUGCAAUUCGUCUGGCAGCAUUGCUCUACAGAGGUCAAUUUCCGUCCUCACCACAGCUACUGGCAGACUUGAAUGUGGAACGAAGCUCCUGCGCAGGGGCUGAAAUUGGAAUGAAACCGAAAACCGCUUGGAACCCAAUUUUUUUCAAGAACCGUAACCCGAACGUAACCGAAAUUUACCAUCGGCAAUUAACCGAAACAGUUAACCUGAACCGAAAAAUGUGAUUUCGGUUACCGGUUGAUAUGAAUCGGUACGUGCUUCUGUUAAAAUAGAUCUCUUCGUCAUGUGUUUUUCACUCAGAAGUUGUAUAGACAACAUACCAUCUUAUGCGCUUGUACCCAUAAUCGGAUGACAUACGCAUCGUAUGACAUGUAUCGCGUACGUCCCUUGUGAGUUAUGUAUUAUUGUGAUCACUUAAGAUAUACGAAGCGUUGCACGUUGUUUGUUUCCACAUCAGUUUGCCUAACCGCUGUACGCACGCAGUUUUUCUUACCUUGUAGCUUGUUACAGCACGUGCGAAAUGAAUGUGCACGAGAUAAUAGAGGCCGUAACAAAUUAUUUUACGGUGAAUAUCGCAAACGGCAAAAGUGCGCCGGCAGAUGGCACUGCACCACCCUUUCAGAGCGCCUGUUAGACGAUUUCAGAAAUUGCAUGGAUGGCCCGCCAGAGAGCGCCGUGUUGCGAAUGCCCCACUGCACCUUGGGAUUUAGUUUUCAUGAGACAGACAGAAGAAGAAGAGCGCAAACGGUUUCGGUUUUCCCUCCUUCCUUCGAGCAACAGGCAGGCAAGCACGAAUGCAAACCAUUUCCCACGACGCAUUGCGCGAUGCGCGUGACUUGGGCGACGGAGGGCCCCCGUGUGGAGCACAAGGGCGGUAUCUGAAAUCGCCUAUUUGUAGCUCAUUUUGCGACAUCCACGCAGCCCGCAGAUACAUCCUAGAGGAAACCGAAAAAAAUACCGGUUCAACAGUUUGGUUGCCGGUAACCGCAAAUAUUAAAACGGUAGAUACCGUAACCCUAACCGAAACCGCUAUCAGGCUUCUGACACUGAACUGAACCGUAACCGUAACCAAACCUAUAUUCGUUUCGGUUUCAGUCCCUGCCCGCGGUGGCCAGGAGAGCGAGUCCAACUCUCCAUGACGUCACCUCCUCUCCCAAUGUAUGGAGUUUUGAAGCUUCUUUGGAAAAUUCGUAGAAGAUCGUUCGUGUUUUCUGACGGCAUUUAUAUUUUGUGUGCCGAGUCUUUGAACAUGGUUGAUGGAGUGUUUGCGGCCUUGGAACUGCAAAGAGAUGUUUUCGUACAAAAACGCCCCAUUCUUUUACCGAAGCCAUCCGAGAGCUAGCAGGGCUAGGCCAGCAACGUAACACGGAGUCCAUAUGGAACACGCUCCGGCGCAUACCUUCCUCAGAGUGACACGCUAGCAGCGAAUAGUACCGUACAAACUUGCAAACAGGUGACUUGGUUACCUAGGCACAUAUGUCUGUAAGUCCGUACAGUCCCAUUCACUGCUACUCUUAAAAAUAAUGUGGGUGCGCUUACUCACUAAAAACUAAGCACUUACUUGUCACUCCAGCGUGUCACAGCAUAUAGCGUGUCACUCUGAGGAAGCAAUACUCCGGAACGUGUUCCGUAAACUUUUGUCCUGCACUUUACAAGGCAUUGCCUUGCGUAAAGCCACCGAGCGCAAUCCCAACUGCAACUUAUGCAAGCAUGGUGGUCGAGGUUUUUCUAACAAAGGUAAACUGAGAUUUAAGAUACCUAGAUGAAGUUGGCACCGUACACAUCCUGCUUUCUUUUACAAAUCAUACACAUUUAAAUGUGAACUAAGGCCAUAGUCACAAUGUUAAAUAGCUUGAGGCAAUGAUUCCUUCGCGCACCAUCCAAAAAUAAAUACCGUGAAUAUGAUUCUGACCCCCAUUGAUGGCGAUUUUAAUUUUUUUUCUGAAAUAAACCGGAAUAGUGGGCGACCCCCUCCCCCAACUUACGAGGUGUAAAAAAUAAAAAAUAUUCGGAAUGUAGCAGAAAGGCCACUAUAACAACUGAGUGCAAGCUACAGCAAACUGGACAAGCACAAAAAAUAAGAGAAAAAGAUAGAUAUUGGUGUGGUGUAGUGAAACCUGUAGGUCUUUCUGCCAAUGACUCGUAUAUCAGACGAGAGUCGAGGUUUUCCGGAGCAUUUUUGAAAGAAAGAUCGAGCUAUACUCCAGUUUGUGCAGUAAUUUAUAGAAAAGCCAGUAUGCCAUUGCUAUUUACCCAUGAUUCUCACACUAAGCACUACUGAAAUUCGAGCUUCUAACCCUGAGUGCAGUACGCCAGCUAGUAGCAAAACCGAAACAAACUUCAGACUGACACACCCAUUCCAGUCACAAUGCAGCUGUUGUUGCUUCAUGCUCAUCUGCGACGACAAAGCCUAACCUCUGAGGUUCACCUUACCAGACUCGUACCUACUCAAAAAAGCAAAUACUGCAAAAUACCUCUACAACCAUAUGUGUUGCCUACUGCCAGCAAAAGACUCACAGUUCAACUGUCGAUCGUUUUUCUACUAUUUAACGGGCAACGCUGGGCCUGUGAAGUCUUCUUUCAUGUGAACAGCUCCUGUUCAAGUGCUGUUUGAGUGGUUCUCUGUUUUCCUGUUUCCCAUCGAAAAGUUGUCUACUCGAUGGAUGCAUUCUCACAUCAAAAACAAAGUGUUGAUUACCAAACUUCCUUUUAUAUUAAAAGUUAUUUUUAUCCAUGA
Ornithodoros turicata is the source of this 9126-nucleotide messenger RNA. RefSeq lists its product as uncharacterized. Bases 1375 to 5784 code for a protein of 1469 amino acids. Gene Ontology annotation, biological process: microtubule-based movement. The record is from RefSeq and is a predicted model, not a curated record. Gene Ontology annotation, molecular function: ATP binding; microtubule motor activity; microtubule binding. Lineage: Eukaryota; Metazoa; Arthropoda; Arachnida; Ixodida; Argasidae. The transcript has 11 exons.